Molecule: messenger RNA, 2092 nt
Organism: Marchantia polymorpha subsp. ruderalis
Lineage: Eukaryota; Viridiplantae; Streptophyta; Marchantiopsida; Marchantiales; Marchantiaceae
Source: the annotation of a GenBank genome assembly
UGUUGUCUCAGAGCUGCUGGUCUUUCUCACAGCAUGAUCUAAACAGUAAGACGAAUGUAAGCUCAGCUACAGCGGACAAUGCUGACUGGAAUCUCGAUUUCUAGUCUUGAAUGAGUACGUACGACUGAAGUAGCUAGAUUGCGCGAAAGCGAAGCAUGCCUCUGUUGCUUCCUCGGGGUUUGCUUUGUCCAGCAGCUCUCGGGCUAAACUAAUGACAGGGGGAAGUAGCCGUCAAUGGAUGCACAUCUGAUAUCCAUAUCUACCAGGAUUUCCGAGGCUGAGUCCUCGUGUGCUGUACUGUCCAGUCAGUGGGAUUCUCUCCAGCUGAAGGAAAAAGAGGAAGUUUUGGUUGAGAACUCAGUUGUUUCGAAUCUGACCACGACGCUAGAAGCAGCUGAAGGAACGGGAGGAUCGACCACGAACGGAAAAUCCAAGCUCGAAAUGUCUUCUCGAGCUCUUAUGACGUUACCGAGUCCCUUGUCGAUGGGCAAUCUUGCCUUUCAGCCUAGCCAUGGUUCUAUGCUGCGCGUUGCUUAUCAAGGAGUACCAGGAGCUUACAGUGAGGCCGCUGCCGCAAAAGCAUACCCCAAGUGUGAGACUGUCCCUUGUGAUCAGUUUGACGCCACAUUUCAGGCAGUAGAGUUGUGGCUGGUCGACAGGGCAGUACUACCGAUCGAGAAUUCACUUGGUGGAAGCAUCCACAGGAACUAUGACCUUCUCAUGCGUCAUAGGUUACACAUUGUGGGCGAAGUCCAACUCGCCGUGCAUCACUGCUUAAUGGCACUGCCAGGUGUUCAGACGACCCAGCUGAAACGUGUGGUCAGCCAUCAACAGGCUCUAGCUCAAUGUGAAUUUACUCUAUCUAAACUUGGAGUUAUUCGCGAGGCUGUGGAUGAUACUGCUGGUGCUGCGCAGUUUAUCGCUGCCCAUGGUCUUCGGGAUACAGGAGCUGUUGCAAGUGCACGCGCAGCAGAAAUAUAUGGACUGAAUGUUCUUGCCGAUGGCAUCCAGGACGAUCCUGACAAUGUUACUCGUUUCCUUAUGUUGGCGAGAGAACCCAUUAUUCCACGGACCGAUAGACCUUUCAAGACUAGCAUUGUAUUCACCUUGGAAGAAGGACCUGGAGAGCUAUUCAAGGCAUUAGCAGUCUUUUCAUUGAGAGACAUCAAUUUGACGAAGAUUGAAAGUCGGCCACAACAUAAGAGACCUCUGCGUAUCGUUGAUGGCAGCAAUAAAGCCACAGCCAAGUACUUCGACUAUCUAUUCUACAUUGAUUUUGAGGCGUCAAUGGCUGAUCCUCGGACUCAGAAUGCUUUGGGUCACCUACAAGAAUUUGCUACCUUUCUAAGAGUGUUGGGUUGUUACCCGAUGGACGUCGCACCAACUCAGGCCUAACUGAAGUAUUUCUCAUCGAGCUGUUUGUCGACAGACUGAAGGGAUGAUAUGUCUACUGUAAAAGAUUGUUACUCAAGCAAAAUGUCCCCAUAGCAGGGAACAAGUGUGAGUUCUCGCACAUGCAUUCUCGUGAUAUCGAUAUGUCACUUCUACCUGUAUAAAGGCGAAGCUUAUCAUGACUGUGAAUCAGACAUGAUUCUAUCCCAGUCAGGGAUCUUUGGUAUUCAGUCCUGCAGAGUGCUUGCUUACCAGCCCAUCAGAGCUAAGGUUCUGAGUAGAGCUAAGGUUCUGAGUACAUCUGAGUUUCCGGUGUCUCUUAUGGAUUGGUCCUACAGUUGGAAUGCGCCAAGUGUCUUGUCCUCACCAGUAUCUACGGAGCAUUUUUCAGCCCUAAUAUGGAAAAUAUUUCAAAAAGCUAGAAGGUCACGAAAGAGUUGAAGUUGUAUUAAAGUAGAGAUAACAAAAAGUGAACCUUCAGACUGUUUUACGUUCUGCAUGUAUGCGAUGCAUCUGCAUGCUAUCGAUCGGCCAGGGACUAAGCUUAAUUUUGCGAAGUGCAAAAAAAGCAGGAUCAUUACCCUAUGAAGGGUAAUGAUCCUAUAAGACUAGAGUCAGCAGACUGACGAAUGAAAUCUGGAGUAGAAAUCAACGUUACUUUUGCAUGUGGGUGACAGUUGAUCACUAUGACAGACACCCA